Messenger RNA from Dendronephthya gigantea, 1288 nucleotides. RefSeq lists its product as uncharacterized. The coding region runs from base 137 to 832 and encodes 231 amino acids. The transcript has 5 exons. NCBI's taxonomy places the organism in Eukaryota, Metazoa, Cnidaria, Anthozoa, Malacalcyonacea, Nephtheidae. The record is from RefSeq and is a predicted model, not a curated record.
GAACUCGUAAAGGCUAUACGUCAUACGCUCUCAAAGACUGUGAAAGACGGCUUCACAUAACAAGGGGAGACUUUGGUGAAAACAGAACAAUACACUGGCGAGAAUCUAGCGAGAUAAUCUACAAUUAAUCGUCGCAAUGGCCCGAUCAUCUGGACAACAUAAAUGCGGUCUUAUAUUUUGUGGUAUUACGAUGCUGAUCUUAGGUUCUGGGAUUACGAUUACGGGAUUUUUAAACGAUUUCUUGGAUCCCUACGAUGAGCUAUCGAAACCCACUAGAAUCUAUUUUACCCACACGCAAUAUUGGCUCGGAAUUCCACUAUUUCUGCUGGGAGUCUUCGUAACUACUACAUCAUGUUCUAAAAUUAGUUGCCUGAAAGUCUUCGGUUUAAUGGCAGCAUCGAUGGCGUUGAUAUUAGCAAUGUUUGCCGUGGUUUUGGAAGGCCCUGAGUGGCGAAGGACUCUUAAGUACACAGCUGUAAUAAAUGAUUUGAAAUGCAACAGCACGGAGGAUAGAGGAUGUGUUUGUCGUCAAGAUGACAAGGAUUCCUCGAUCAUUCUUGGUAUGGCGAUUCCCUCGAUUUCGUGCGAUGAGAUAAAGUACCGUGCUGUUAUCUAUUCUGUUAUGGUGGGUUUCUCUGUGCUCGCUAUUCCGUUCUGUCUUUUUUGCGCCUUCAUUUACUUCAGAAUCUUGGGAUGGAUGUUACAUAUCAGUUACGAUAACCCGAUUGAUGACUAUUACGCGAAGGCGGUUAACAGCCAUUUUAUCAACGGUCAUCACGGGCGAGGAGUGGGACGAGCUAAUGAGGUGGCCCUUGGAACAUAUCCUCAUUAACAGCCAGAUAUAAUCGCCCACUAAAACUUCAUAAUAAAAACAAGUACUAAAUCUCAACAAAUCCUCAACGCAUUGGUUGCUUGCGGAUAUUUUAUACCAUUAAUGUUAGAAGUAAUGGUAGCCGGGUUUUGUUCAAAAGCGCUGAUAUUUAUAGGAUUCAUGAUGAAAUUACACGUAGUCGUAACUAAAUUAGUAUAUAGCUAUAUUGAAGCAGAGAUGUGUGUUACAAGAUACUGUGGAUAACAUAUUCAUUAUUGUCUUAUUGGCCGUAAUUAAUGUAAUUUUAAAUGGACUGCUCUUAGAGUACGACUGUAUUCAAAAGAAUACGACUAAUUUCAAGGUUUCAUACACAAUGUUUUUUACGAUAAACACGUAACGUACGAUAUAUUUAUCUCAGCCAAUGGCGAUGAGACAAUGUCAAGAUGCUACGUGACCUACUUCCAAAUGUUGUUUAUA